AUGUGGAAGGAAAAUGCACGUAACCCAAUCUGUUUGAGACGACAUAUUACGCUAAUUAUCUCCCCUUGUUCCCAGCUUUCUCUUUCUUUGCUCGUCCUAUUAGGCGACACCAACUGUUGUUCUGUUCUAUUUGAUAGCUAUUUGAUCUGUCAUUUGUUUUUAUCGUUCACACCUUUCUUUCUUUCUUUCUUUCUUUCUUUCUUUCUUUCUUUCUUUCUUUCUUUCUUAACAUUCCCUCACUCGUUCUUUCUUUCUCUCUUUCCAACAUUUCUUCUUUUUUCUCUUUUCUUUCUUUGUUUUUUCUUUUUCUUUCUUUCCAAUAUUUCUUCAAUUUUUUUCUUUCUUUCUUUCUUUCUUUCUUUCUUUCUUUCUUUUCUUUCUUUCUGUUUUUCCGACAUUUCUUCUUUUUCGCUUUUCUUUCUUUGUUUUUCCUUUAUUUUUCUUUCAUUCCAAAAUGUCUUCAAUUUCUUUCUUUCUUUCUUUCUUUCUUUCUUUCUUUCUUACCCACCCUUCCAAAAUUUUCUUAAUUUUUCUUUCUUUUCAUUUAUUACUUCUUUUCUAUCACCUCAUUCUUUAAUUUCUUCCUUUUUUGCCAUCCCUCCCGCUCUUCUUUCUUUCUUUCUUUCUUUCUUUCUUUCUUUCUUUCUUUCUUUCUUUCUUUCUUUCUUUCUUCAUUUUCUUUCUUUCUUUCUUUCUUUCUUUCUUUCUUUCUUUCUUCAUUUUUCUUUUUUCCUUCAUUCCCACCCUUCCAACAUUUUCUUCAUUUUUCUUCCUUCAUUUAUUUCUUCUUUUCUAUCUCUUCAUUUUUUCUUUUCUCCUUUUUUCUCCUUUCUUUUAUUUCUAUCUCUCCCACCUUCUUUCUUUCUUUCCCAUUAUUGUAUGAUAGGUUGUUUUAUUCUUUUGCUCAAUUUCAUCUUUUCCUUCCUCAUUUUCCCCUCCUUUUCUUUUUCAUUUUCUUCUCCUUACCUUCUUUUACAUGUUUAUCUCUCUCUACCUCUCCCUCCUCCCUUUAUAAGUCCUUUCCUUUGA
Messenger RNA from Acanthosepion pharaonis, 1029 nucleotides. NCBI's taxonomy places the organism in Eukaryota, Metazoa, Mollusca, Cephalopoda, Sepiida, Sepiidae. The record is from the annotation of a GenBank genome assembly.